UCCGCCUCGCGCUCUCCGCCCCGCUCCCCAUGCGGCAGGGGGUGCCGGCGGCAGGGGGGCGGUGAAUGGUGCGAACGGAGGGCGCUGAGGGAGUUUGAAGUUCGGGGGUUUCGGAGGAGCGCCCCCCCUCCCCCUGUCCGAGCACAGUGGAGGAGGAAUGCCAAACCCGGAGAGACAUGGGGGCAAGAAGGAUGGGGGCGGCGGGGGGGCCUCGCAGCACGCGCCGGGCAGCUCCAACAGCAAGGAGAGGCACCGGGUGGCUUCCAGGCACAAGAGGCACAAAUCCCGGCACUCCAAGGAGUCACCGUUGGCCGCCCAGGAGACGGCGGCACCUCUGGGAGCUGUGAUCAAACCACUGGUGGAGUACGAUGACAUCAGUUCGGAUUCGGACACCUUCUCGGAUGAUGUGGCCCUCAAAUUGGACAGGAGGGAGAACGAGGAGAGGAAAGCGGAUAGGAGCGAAAGGACGCAGAAGCACCGGCACCACCAGCACAAACGCAUCCGUGAGCUGAUGAAGAGCAAACAGGCAGAGAAAGAGAGGAAGUUGGAAAAGAGCCUGGAGGCCUCCAGCAGGUCCGGGUCUACCAAGGACAGGGUAUCGGGCUCCUCCAAGAGACUGCUUGAAAGCGGGGAGCACCCGAAGGCGCUGUCCUCAAAGAGUAGCAACAAGGAGUCCCGCUCAGCCAAAGCGCACAAGGAGAAGUCCAGGAAGGAUCGGGAGCUCAAGUCCAGCCACAAAGAGCGCAGUAAAAGCCAUCGCAAAAGGGAUGCUCCCAAAAGUUAUAAAACCGUUGACAGUCCGAAACGGAAAUCCAGAAGUCCCCACAGAAAAUGGUUGGACAGCCCAAAAUUGGACGACAGCCCUUCUGGAGCCUCCUACAUCCAGGAGUACGACCUCAGCCCGCCCCGCUCGCAUACGUCCAGUAACUACGAUCCCUACAGGAAGAGCCCCGGCGGCUCGUCGCGCCGGCAGUCCAUCAGCCCACCCUACAAGGAACCCGUGGCCUACCAGUCCAACACACGGUCUCCCAGUCCCUACAGCCGGAGGCAGAGGUCCAUAAGCCCCUAUAACAGGAGGCGCUCCUCGAGCUACGAGAGGGGGAGUGGAUCGUACAGCGGCCGCUCACCGAGUCCCUACGGCCGAAGGCGCUCCAGCAGCCCUUUUGCUGCCAAGCGCUCCAUGAGCCGAAGCCCCAUAGCCAGGAAGUCUGUGAAGUCCCGAAGCAGAAGCCCGGGAUAUUCGAGGCACUCAUCUCACAGCAAAAAGCAGAGGUCUGGGUCCCGCAGUCGCCAUUCCAGUAUAUCACCCACGAGGCUGCCCCUGAACUCCAGCCUGGGGGCAGAGCUCAGCAGGAAGAAAAAGGAACGAGCGGCGGCGGCGGCGGCGGCUGCGAAGGUGGAUGGGAAGGAGGUGAAGGGCUCCCCUGUUUUCCUGUCGAAAAAGGAGAACAGCUUAGCUGAACUGAAGGAGUCUGGAGCAGAAUCUAAAAAGGUCGUCAAAACUGUUAGAUCUGAAAAGUCAUCGUCAGAUACAGAAUUAGUGAAUUUACUGUGUUCAAAUGCAGAGACUAAAGCACCUGCAGAGACAACGAAAACCAAGGCAGAGGAGAGCUCGGAAAGGAAACAUCCUGUUCCAGUUAGAGAUUCGAAACAGCCGGGAACAAAAGACUUGAAGCCUGUAGCAGUGACAGAGGACCUUCGAUCUCCAAAGGAGACAGACACAGCAGAGAAGGAGAUUCCGCCCCCGCUGCCCUCCAUAAAAUCACCUCCUCCACCUCUGCCGACCACCACACCGCCGCCUCCGACUCCACCGCUGCCACCUCUGCCUCCAUCGCCUGCUGUUCCACCUUUGCCUCCAUCCCAACAGACUCCCGUUCAGGUUCCUCCGGUCCCAACAUCUUUGUCAUCAUCUUCCCACCCAAGGACGUCUACUUUAUCCUCUCAGGUGAACUCCCAGUCCUCUGUCCAAGUCGCUACAAAAACACAAGCGUCUGUGACGGCUGCUAUCCCACACCUGAAAACUUCAACGUUGCCUCCGCUUCCGCUCCCCCCUAUUUUAGUUGGGGAAGAUGACUUGGAUAGUCCAAAAGAGAUUCUUCCUCCAAAACCUGUGAAGAAAGAUAGAGAGCAGAGACCACGGCAUUUACUCACGGACCUCCCGCUCCCUCCAGAGCUCCCUGGAGGGGAUCCAUCUCCUCCUGACUCCCCGGAACCAAAGGCAGCCACACCACCUCAGCAACCCUUCAAAAAGAGACCAAAAAUCUGUUGUCCUCGGUAUGGGGAAAGGAGGCAGACAGAAAGCGACUGGGGGAAGCGUUGUGUGGACAAGUUUGAUAUCAUCGGGAUUAUUGGAGAAGGGACGUAUGGGCAGGUGUACAAAGCCAAGGACAAGGACACAGGUGAAUUGGUAGCUCUCAAGAAGGUGCGACUGGACAAUGAGAAGGAGGGCUUCCCCAUCACAGCCAUCCGCGAGAUCAAAAUCCUUCGGCAGCUGAUCCAUCGUAGUGUUGUGAACAUGAAGGAAAUCGUCACGGACAAACAAGAUGCACUGGAUUUCAAAAAGGACAAAGGUGCCUUUUACCUUGUAUUUGAGUACAUGGACCACGACCUAAUGGGGCUGCUAGAAUCUGGCUUGGUACAUUUCUCAGAGGACCAUAUCAAGUCUUUCAUGAAACAGUUAAUGGAAGGUCUGGAUUACUGUCACAAAAAGAAUUUCCUUCAUCGGGAUAUUAAGUGCUCCAACAUCUUAUUGAACAACAGUGGGCAAAUCAAACUUGCAGAUUUUGGACUUGCCCGACUCUACAGCUCGGAGGAGAGCCGUCCAUACACAAAUAAAGUCAUUACAUUGUGGUAUCGACCUCCAGAAUUGCUGCUAGGUGAGGAGCGUUACACGCCAGCCAUAGAUGUGUGGAGCUGUGGCUGUAUCCUCGGGGAACUGUUUACAAAGAAGCCUAUUUUUCAAGCCAAUCUGGAACUGGCUCAGCUUGAAUUAAUCAGCCGGCUCUGUGGGAGCCCCUGUCCAGCAGUGUGGCCCGAUGUCAUCAAGUUGCCCUACUUCAACACUAUGAAACCCAAGAAGCAAUACCGAAGGCGCCUGCGUGAGGAGUUCUCCUUCAUUCCUUCAUCUGCUCUCGACCUGCUGGACCACAUGCUGACGUUGGACCCUGGCAAGCGCUGCACAGCAGAGCAGGCCCUGCAGAGUGACUUCCUCAAGGAUGUUGACCUCAGCAAAAUGGCACCUCCAGACCUUCCCCACUGGCAGGACUGCCACGAGCUGUGGAGCAAGAAACGACGACGGCAGCGGCAGAGUGGGAUUGCAGUGGAAGAGCCACCGUUAUCAAAAGUUUCUCGGAAAGAAACUACCUCUGUUACAAGCACAGAUACUGUCAAAAACAACAGCAGUCCUGUGCACCCACAGCCUGCCCAGCUCAAAACAGAGGCUGGUGCUGGAGAUGCAGUAGCAGGCCUUGGAGAAAUCACCCAGCAGCUGAAUCAGAGUGAACUAGCUGUUUUACUGAACUUGCUGCAGAGCCAGACUGAUCUGAGCGUCCCACAGAUGGCCCAGCUGUUAAAUGUACACUCUAACCCAGAGAUGCAGCAACAGCUGGAGGCUCUCAACCAGUCCAUCAACGCUCUGACAGAAGCCACAACUCAGCAGCAGGAGUCUCAGGCAGCAGCAGCAGCAGCAGCAGCAGAGGAAGCCAUAGAAGAGCCACCCACGGAGGCCCAGCCACCGGAGGAGCAGGUGACUCCAGAAGCAGCUGGUGCUCAGGGAGACAUGCAGAACGUGCUGGCCGUUCUGCUCAGUCAGCUGAUGAAGAGCCAGGAGCCUGUCCUAACCCUGGAGGAAAGCAAUGGGGAGAAGAGCAGCGAGCAGCGGGGGCUGAGAAAAACCCCUACAAUGCAUCAGGAGGAAAGCACAGGUAAAUAACCGUGAGCACUGCUUGUGCAUCUCCAAUGCCAUUCACCUGGUUGAAAAAGUCAAGCUGCCAUACGAGUGCCUGUGGUUCAGCUGUGACCUGGAGGAGCUGAGACAUCUGAGAGCUGUGGCAGGGGGAGGCUGGUGAAGCGGGGCGUGGGGUGAGGAUGGGAGGAGGAAGGUGCUGGGUGUUAGAAUGUGGUCAGGGCUUACACACCCAGGUAGGCUUCUUGCACGGUGCGGUUAUGCAGAUUUCCCUGUCUCACUCGCCCCAAAUAUUUUUUUUUCCCCACCGUUACCUUCCUGCUCAAUCAAGGAAAAAAAGAAAAGCGGUAAAGAACAUGAGAAACGAAAUACUGGAGAGCCCUGUGAGGGAGGGAUGGGUGCACAGCUACCCAGGUUCAGUGUGCGUAGGGUUGUGAUGUGUGAGUGCUGGAGCUGUGCAGCUUUGGAAGCUGAGGCAGCAGGUUGUUGUCAAGCAAGUUAGAGGCAUGCUUAAAGACCUGCCCAAAAGGAGAGCAGCGAGCUCGUGGAUUCCAUUUCCAGAGGUGAGUGUAAAUGUCUCCA
Meleagris gallopavo (turkey) is the source of this 4486-nucleotide messenger RNA. The record is from RefSeq and is a predicted model, not a curated record. NCBI's taxonomy places the organism in Eukaryota, Metazoa, Chordata, Aves, Galliformes, Phasianidae.